Molecule: messenger RNA, 1368 nt
Organism: Pseudozyma flocculosa PF-1
Lineage: Eukaryota; Fungi; Basidiomycota; Ustilaginomycetes; Ustilaginales; Ustilaginaceae
Exons: 1
Coding region: 1-1368 (455 amino acids)
Biological process (GO): carbohydrate metabolic process
Molecular function (GO): polygalacturonase activity
Source: RefSeq, a predicted model, not a curated record
AUGAAGCUCUCGUUCCAAUUCAGCGCGGUGGUCGUGCUCCUCUGCACCAUCCUCCCGGCCCUCGCCGACAGCCACGUCAAGACGGUGCACUGCAGGGACACGGCCGCUUCCGGCGCUGGCGCCCGCCCCGCCGCCGGCUCGCUGGCCAGCAACAACGUCAAGGCUGCUUCAGCCGCUCCGGCUGCCCAGGCCGUCAAGGCCGCACCGGCGGCCAACGCUGCCCCCGCGGUCAAGGCCGCCGUCGGCGGCAAGGUGUGCAACAUCGUCGACUACGGUGCCAAGGGCAGCGCCGACAUCGGCCCCGCCAUCACCAAGGCGUUCCAGCAGUGCGUCAUGGCCGGCGGCAGCGCCAACAAGGUGCUGCUGAUCCCGCAGGGCAACUGGGUGCUCAGCAGCCACGUGCGCCUCGACAAGGGCACCGACUACACCUUCCAGUGGGACGGCCAGGUGACGCUGCCCCACGACGAGAGCAUCGGCGGCGGCGCCAUGGUCACUUUUGGCUACUCGCAGCGCAUGCUCCUGAAGGGCAGGGGCAAGUUUAUCGGCGGCGGCGUCAACUGGCGCGCAAACGGCCUCAACAACAACCGGCCGCGCCUCAUCAACUUCUUCAAGUGCGCGGACAGCGAGGCGACGGGCGUCCACCUCGACGACUCGCCCAUGUUCUUCCUGGGCCUGUCGCAGUGCACGGGCAUGAAGGUGCACGACAUGGUCUUCUCUUCGCCCCCUCCGUACAAGGGCAGCACCGACGCCGUCGACGUGUCGUGCACCAACUGCAAGAUCUGGAACCUGGACAUCACCAACGGCGACGACUCGGUCGUCAUGAAGUCGCCCGCCCACAACGUCGAGGUGCGCAACGUCACCAUCCGCCACGGCUACGGCAUCGGCAUCGGCACCGCGGGCAAGAACGGCGUCUUCGACAUCUCCAACAUCUACGCCUCCGACAUCCACCUCAUCGACGCCACGGCGGGCCAGUACACCAAGAGCUACCCGAGCGCCACGGGCGUCAUCCGCAACUUUACCAUGGAAAACGUCACGCUCAAGAACGUCGCCAAGCCCAUCGCCAUCGACCCGUUCUGGGGCGGCGGAUCCAUGGACACGCCCGAGUCGGGCGUCGGUCCGAGCAAGCUCAUCAUCCAGGACUUUACCUUUAGGCACUGGAGAGGCACCGGCGACGCCACCACCCGCCCCACGAUUUUCCUCAACGGAUCGCCCGCCGCGCCCAUGAAGAACAUGGUGUUUGAGGACGUCGUCCUCGGCAAGGAGGGCAACCGCAAGCCCGAAAUCAAGAUCCUCAACGCCUGCGGCUCCGGCCUGGCCCAGCUCAAGAGCUGCGGCGGCGGCAGCAACAAGAGGAGCUUCCGCGCUUGA